Molecule: messenger RNA, 393 nt
Organism: Amoebophrya sp. A120
Lineage: Eukaryota; Dinophyceae; Syndiniales; Amoebophryaceae
Source: the annotation of a GenBank genome assembly
CACUCACCUCGCGCUCACAUCAAUCAGUCAAAAAGAAACACAAGAGUGGCACGGACGUUUGUGCCCGCGUCAGCCUGUUUCACGAAUUCACGGAGGUAGGACACACACAAUCACCGAUCUCUCUCUCAAACACAAUUAUCAGCAGUGCAGGUGGGUUGAUAGGCUUCGUAAGGUGUCGACGCAGUAAAACAACAUACAGUACUAGAUAAAAUCGAAUCCCGGCGCUGGCGUAGACCUGAAGGUAUGUUUAUGGUUUUAGCAAAAAGUCGACACCUCAUCCAGCCUAUCAACCCACAGGUCAGGAUCGAUGGCAAGGAAAUCGGGUCAGAUUAGUCAGGAGUUAGAGCAUCCGCCAUCUCAGGCUCAAGAUCAAGAUCUUCACACUCCAGCUUU